Molecule: messenger RNA, 513 nt
Organism: Cucumis melo (muskmelon)
Lineage: Eukaryota; Viridiplantae; Streptophyta; Magnoliopsida; Cucurbitales; Cucurbitaceae
Exons: 1
Coding region: 82-513 (143 amino acids)
Source: RefSeq, a predicted model, not a curated record
CCUCGAUCCCUUUCAUAAGAUAUAUAUAUAAAAGAGCAUGUAACACAUGCCCAAUAAUAGCCUUUCCAUUUUGUGAAACAAAUGGGCAGUGAGAGCAUAUCUCAUAAACAACAUUAUGAUAUCUCCAUGUCAAAGAGAACUAGAAAGCCAGCCAAAAUCCAAGAUGAGCUUCAAAAUUUCACAUCGAAAGAUGACGGUCUUAGUAUCAUUGAUAAAGGAGAUAGAUCCGAGAGCAACAACGACCAUAAAAGCUUAAAACAACUCAUCAGUGGUGAAGGGAAGGCAGAAACGAGGUUGGACGAGGGCAACCGAGAAAGGAACUCGCUUGGCCAACACUUUAGUAAAGAAGAGAUCAACAAUCUUCAAAUUGUGAAGAAACAACAUCAAGAUGGAUUACAAGGAGUGAAGCUGAAAAAAGUAGUUGGAAAAUUUUUGAGAAAUUUGAUCAAAGGUGGUGGUGAUCAUCAACACCAGCUGAUGAAGAAGCCAACUAGAAAGAAGUCUUUUCUCUAA